Xenopus laevis (African clawed frog) is the source of this 880-nucleotide messenger RNA. Its product is annotated as trypsin. The record is from RefSeq and is a predicted model, not a curated record. The coding region runs from base 64 to 816 and encodes 250 amino acids. NCBI's taxonomy places the organism in Eukaryota, Metazoa, Chordata, Amphibia, Anura, Pipidae. The transcript has 5 exons.
AACCCAUGAAAUGAAAACCCUACCUUAAUCACCUUCCAGUCUAAAGACAACGUUAUUUCCAACAUGUUCCUCUUAUUUGUAUCAGCUCUCUUGGGAUCGGCUGUUCACGCACGAUAUUAUGAUCGGAUCAUUGGGGGCACAGAAUGUCGCCCUAAUUCCCAACCGUGGCAAUGUUCCCUUUACUACUUUGACCAGCACGUAUGCGGCGGAGUCUUAAUAGACAAGAACUGGGUUCUGACUGCUGCCCACUGCCAGUUAUCGAGUCUUCAAAUUCGUCUGGGGGAGCAUAAUCUGGCUGUUUAUGAAGGAAAAGAACAGUUUUCCUAUGCUGAAAAAAUGUGCCCUCAUGGUGGCUUUAAUCCUACAACAUAUGACAAUGACAUCAUGAUGCUGAGACUGGCCUCACCGGUCACAAUUAAUGAUUACGUCCAGACAAUUCCCUUGGGCUGCCCAGUUGUGGGAGAUGGAGCCAAUUGCCUGGUCUCCGGUUGGGGAACUACUACAAGCCCUGAAGAAAACUUUCCCGAUGACUUACAAUGUCUGGAAGUACAGACCGUUUCCCAGGCUUCUUGCCAAGAGUCUUACCCUACAGAUCAGAUCAAUGACAAUAUGUUGUGCGCUGGAGUUAUGGAAGGAGGAAAGGAUUCAUGUCAGGGGGACUCUGGAGGACCAUUAGUAUGCAAUUCUAUGGUUCACGGCAUAACAUCUUGGGGAAAUAACCCAUGUGGGCUUGCCAACAAACCGGGAAUAUAUACAAAAAUCUGCAACUACAUAGACUGGAUCCAAGAAACAAUAGCCACUGGAGGUUGCAUCUGAUACGUGUCCCAACCUACACUCUGUCCUGUUCUUAUAUGGCUGAUUAAAACUGCGAUUUAUGCUC